Messenger RNA from Penicillium roqueforti, 2907 nucleotides. Its product is annotated as putative DNA mismatch repair protein (Mlh3). Gene Ontology annotation, molecular function: ATP-dependent DNA damage sensor activity; ATP hydrolysis activity; ATP binding. Gene Ontology annotation, biological process: mismatch repair. The transcript is spliced from 2 exons. The coding region runs from base 1 to 2907 and encodes 968 amino acids. Lineage: Eukaryota; Fungi; Ascomycota; Eurotiomycetes; Eurotiales; Aspergillaceae. Gene Ontology annotation, cellular component: mismatch repair complex. The record is from RefSeq and is a predicted model, not a curated record.
AUGCCUCCUUCUCGGUCUAUGAUACAAGCGCUACCUUCUGAAGUGGUUGCAAAGAUCAAAUCAUCUACAUCCAUUUUGCAUCUGACUGGUGUCAUUUUGGAGCUAGUCAAAAAUUCUUUGGAUGCCAAUGCACAUACCGUCUUCGUCACUGUCGAUUUCAAGCGUGGUGGCUGUAUAGUUGAAGAUGAUGGUGAUGGAAUCCCUCCGGCCGAGUUUGAAGUUACCGGAGGGCUAGGCAAACCUCAUCAUACAUCCAAAUUCGAGCUGAGUGGCUUGUAUGGCCAUCGGGGCUUGUUCUUGGCUUCCCUGGCCUCGGUGUCUCUGCUCACUGUGACUUCUCAUCACAUUCAUCAUGGAUGCACAAACUCAAUCAUACUUCAUCAUUCGACACCUGUGGCUCGGCUAACCCCUGCACCACCACACCAGGUGCUUCGCUUUGCCGGCCAUGGCACAUCUAUAACUGUCAAUGACCUUUUUGGGAACAUGCCAGUUCGAGUCAAGAGUCGAGCUCUCACUCUUCAGCGGCCGGACGAGCUAGAACGGGAGUGGGACCAUCUCAGGAACUCUUUGGUGUCUCUCCUUUUAGCCAACCCUCAAUUCUCAAAAUUAGUCCUCCUCGAUGUGGAACGAAAUAAACGGAUUUCUAUUCGUCUUGGAACUACCUCUAUACCCGAAGCGUGCAUUCCUCAUGCUCAGAAGGAUUUUGAUCUCAAACGUGUCGGGUCAAUUCUGACACAAUCCGGGCUGAUCACAUCACCAAACUUCGAUUCUUGGCAUGCAAUUUCAGCCUCGGUUUCUGACCUGAUAGUUCGGGGAGCAAUAUCUCUCCAACCCAGCCCAAGUCGGAAGGUUCAGUUCAUCUCUUUGGGGAAAGACCCCAUCCUAUCGCGCAACAGCACAAAUGUGCUUUAUGACGAAGUAAAUCGGCUAUUUGCUGAGUCUGAUUUCAGUAAUGUUGGAGCCAUUUCCCACAGAAGCUCAUCUUCGUUGAAUCAGCUUGAUGCCCCAAGUAACGCAAGCACUCGAAGCUGGGCAAAGCCCGUCAAUAAGUGGCCAAUGUUUUACAUUCGCAUUGACACAAACGCUGUUAUACGAUUGGGCGACGAUGCGUCUGUGAAUCUUCCAGAGUCGGCCAAAUCGGUUCAGCGUAUAGUUGAUGUGCUUGGGGCCAUGGUUCAUGAGUUUCUGAAGCAACACAAUCUCCGCCCUCGUAACCGCAAACAGCAGACCAUUUUAUCACACCAAAACCAGAGUAUCCGUUCCAAAGCCUCUCGAGCAGCUGGCAGUUCUCGUGGUUCUCGUGGCCCUCUACAACAAGGUCGGUCUAUUUCUAGCACCGAAGAGGUGUUCAGCGGUCGUCUAAAAAUCCCCUCCUUUCCAAGAGCACAGUCUCUAAACUCUGGUCAAAGCUUCGACAACUGGUCCAGGAUAAAAGCCGCUAAGGGUCCCAAAGGACGUUCUCCAACCCAUCAAACAUCUCGGCUUUCCCAUGCGGCUCCUAAUAUAAUACAGGGUGAGAGCUCCUUGCCGAUCCUCCCUAACCAUAAGUCAAACCAUCCAAAUGAUGGCCAGGAGUGCAGAAUUAUUCCAAACCACCCGAAUAAAAGAGUCUCCGGUGAGGACAGGAACAGGACAGAGGAUCUGCCUGGAGACUCGCCAUCAGACAAGAUGAUCAGCUGGAUCGAUCCAUACACCAAGAUGGCCUAUAUGAUUAAUUCUCGAACGGGCCAAACGAUGGACGCCCAGAAGUCAUUAGCUACCCAUCGGUCUUCCACCGAUUGCGCCAACGCCUCGUCCAAGCAUCCAGUGCAAACAUUUUGGAUAGAAAAUCUGUUAGGGAAAUGGGACAAUCCUUCCUUCAGCCGAACAGAAAUGCCAAUACCAAAUCUAGGCGCAGAGUCCGUCGGUCAGCAGAAUGUAAUUACUUCUUCGCACGGCUGCUUCAAAGGCAUUGGAUCGCUUGAUACAGCGCAAGUUGCCAAAUAUCGAGGCAAGCUUCAACGCCGUGCGCUCGAGACUGCCGAAGUGAUAGCCCAGGUGGACAACAAGUUCAUCUUGGCUAAGGUCCACACGACUCCCGUCAUUCCCAAUUUGGAGGAGACAUCAAACGAUGUUCUACUCUUAAUCGAUCAGCACGCGGCCGAUGAGCGAUGCCGAAUCGAACAGUUGUUCAAGGAGAUGUUUCUCUCUGCUGAGCUGGGUGAGAAUUUGGAGUCGAGUUGUCGAGUGCGGACUGUCCAAGUCGGCUCUCUAGCAUUCGAAGUUUCGUCAACAGAGGGUGACCUCUUCCAAAAAUAUAUGGCUCUCUUCUCGGCCUGGGGUAUUGAGUAUGUGACACAAGGCGAAACCAAAUCUACUGUCUCGAUCACCGUCCACACUGUCCCUGUCCUAAUAGCCGAACGCUGUCGGCUCGAGCCUCGCGUGUUGAUUGACUUGAUGAGGCGUGAGAUUUGGUCAAGUGAGGAAGAUGGUAGGAAGCCGUUCCAGUCGAAGAAGGCAUUUGAAACGGAAUAUGCCGACCAGGAUAUCGAACUAUCAGACAGCGAUGACGUUGUACACAAAGGAACCCUAAAAUCGUCCGCCUCGCGCUCAUGGGUUCAACAUAUGAAUGGAUGCCCUCAAGGCAUCGUGGACCUAUUAAAUUCCCGGGCCUGUCGCACUGCUAUCAUGUUCAAUGACUCGUUGAACAUCGAAGAGUGCCAGGCCUUGGUCUCCAGGCUGGCCGAUUGUGCCUUCCCGUUUCAAUGCGCCCACGGCCGUCCUUCAAUGAUUCCUAUACUUGAUUUACGAACGCUCUCCGAGACUGCUGUUUCAUUGCCGCUCGACUUGGAUACCGGUGCAUCUGCUUAUGAUGACAAUGACGGCAUGAAUUUCGUGGAGGCGUUUAGAACACGUUAUGUAACAUAG